This is a messenger RNA of Ceratotherium simum simum (southern white rhinoceros), 434 nucleotides long. Its product is annotated as histone H2B type 1-C/E/F/G/I. Gene Ontology annotation, cellular component: nucleosome. The record is from RefSeq and is a predicted model, not a curated record. NCBI's taxonomy places the organism in Eukaryota, Metazoa, Chordata, Mammalia, Perissodactyla, Rhinocerotidae. Gene Ontology annotation, molecular function: structural constituent of chromatin; DNA binding; protein heterodimerization activity.
GAGUGACAACUGUUCAUUAUGCCUGAGCCAGCUAAAUCUGCUCCUGCGCCGAAAAAGGGCUCCAAGAAGGCGGUGACCAAGGCGCAGAAGAAGGAUGGCAAGAAGCGCAAGCGCAGCCGCAAGGAGAGCUACUCCGUGUACGUGUACAAGGUGCUGAAGCAGGUCCACCCCGACACCGGCAUCUCGUCCAAGGCCAUGGGCAUCAUGAACUCGUUCGUCAACGACAUCUUCGAGCGCAUCGCGGGCGAGGCGUCGCGCCUGGCGCAUUACAACAAGCGCUCGACCAUCACGUCCAGGGAGAUCCAGACGGCCGUGCGCCUGCUGCUGCCCGGGGAGCUGGCCAAGCACGCCGUGUCCGAGGGCACCAAGGCCGUCACCAAGUACACCAGCUCCAAGUGAAUAUGUUUAUAGCCGCCAUCAAACCCAAAGGCUCU